Molecule: messenger RNA, 183 nt
Organism: Dentiscutata heterogama
Lineage: Eukaryota; Fungi; Glomeromycota; Glomeromycetes; Diversisporales; Gigasporaceae
Source: the annotation of a GenBank genome assembly
AAAUGCAAGCAUUGCUUGAUCGUCAGCUUCAUGAUUAUCUUUCGUCUAUUAUAACUGAAUUAUGUACAAAAAAAAAUAAAGAAAUAAAUGUUAUUGACAAUUUAAUAACUAAUCAAAGUGCUAAAACAAAAAAUCAAAAACAAUGUCAUGAUUGUGGUAAAAAAGAUAUUAAAAACUCUAAGU